UUUAUUGCUCUUCCAGUCCGCUCCCACGUCUUUUACUUCCAUCUCUCUCUGCCCUCUCUCGGUUCCCCCGCCGUCCUUCGUUCUCUCGCUGUCCUUCACUUCACUCCGACUCUGAUGCUCAAUGCCCGAAGCUAAACGACAUCAGUUUCCCUUGUUUACGAUGAAAAAAUCCCGAAAUUGACUACAACAACAACAAAAAAAAAGGGAAAAAAACAAAAACAAAAUCAUUUCCUUCAAUCCCAUUUCCAUGGCCACAGCAGCAACUACCACUACCCAGCUUAAAGUCCAACCAGUCGCCAAGCCCAAGCGCCGCAAGUGCCGUGGCGACGCUACCACCCCUCCCACCAACAUUACCUCCGCCGCCAGCCCGGAGCCUGAAAUCCUGCCGACCCCUCCAGACUCCCCCUUCCGGGUCCGGUUCUCACCGUCGCCAGGCAUGGAGUACACCUCCGGGCACCACGAUGGCAGCAACGGGUUCACCAAGUUCAACUCUGCUCUCACGGCGGGGCUCCUCAACCCACUUUCUCCGCCGCCUCCCCCGCUGCACGAGAAGGCCCGAUCCAGUCCCACCCUCUUCGAGAUGAUGGCCAGCGAGCCCGACAUCCACCCUCGUGCCCAGAUCCCCACUCCCCACCAUCCCAUUAUGAACCCUUUGACCCCCAAAGCUCAGGUUCCACCUCCAGUGGAUAGGCAGGCAUUAGCUAUGCAGCGGAUUUCGGACAUUUUGGCCUCGAAAAGUCCUGGGAAUCUCUUCAACGACGCCGCUACGGGCGACAUCAAGCUUACCCUGAGCUCCAAGGAUGGAAUCAGCGUCUCCAUGAGCGUCCAUCGACAGAUUCUCGUGGCUCAUAGUCGCUUCUUCGCAGUGAAGCUGUCUGAUCAUUGGAUAAAGCAGCAGAGGGCGAGGGUGCCAUACAUUGUGGAGAUUGCGGACUGCGAGGAUAUUGAGGUUUACAUUGAGGCUCUGAGGUUGAUGUACUGCGAGGACUUGAGGAGGAUGCUCAUGAAGGAGGAUGUUAGCCGCGUUCUCGGUAUCUUGAAGGUCUCGGCAGCAAUUGGCUUUGAUGCAGGGGUAUUGUCCUGUUUGGAAUACCUUGAAGCAGCCCCAUGGGCUGAAGAUGAAGAAGAAAAAGUAGCCUCAUUACUGUCGAAGCUCCGAUUUGAUGGAGUUGCUGCCGGUGAAGUUCUAAAGAGGGUGUCUGUGGAGGUUUCCAACGGAACCGAAGAGGGAGGGGAGAAUGAAGAUGUUCUACUGAAGCUUCUGCAUGUAGUUCUUGAAGGUAAGGAUGAGAAGGCCAGGCGAGACAUGAAAGGGCUAGUCUCUAAGAUGCUCCGUGAGAACUCUUCACAGACUGAUAUCAGAAAGGACUCUUUAUAUUCCGCUUGUGAGGGAUGCUUGCACUUGCUUUGUAAGCAUUUCUUGCAGGCUGCAGAAUCAGACUUGUCUGAGGUUGCUCAGAUUGCUCGGCAGGCUGAUAAUUUGCAUUGGAUUUUGGAUAUAUUAAUCGAUAGAAACAUUGCUGAGGAUUUCCUAAAAUCAUGGGCUUCACAAUCCGAACUAUCCACAGCUCAUCCUAAAGUACCUGCAGUCCACAGGUUCGAGGUCAGUGGGGUGACAGCGAGAUUGUUUGUGGGUAUUGGGAAGGGGCAGCUUUUGGCUUCGAAGGAUGCGAGGUGUCUGCUUCUAAGGACCUGGUUGGUGCCCUUUUAUGACGAUUUCGCGUGGAUGAGGAGAGCUUCAAGAGGGCUUGAUAGGCACUUAAUUGAAGAGGGUCUCAGCAAUACGAUUCUUACCCUCCCUCUGGCCUGGCAGCAGGAGAUAAUGCUUGCUUGGUUUGAUAGGUUCUUGAACUCGGGCGAGGAUUGCCCCAACAUACAAAGAGGGUUCGAGGUUUGGUGGAGAAGGGCUUUUUGGAGACGGAAUGGGGAGCAGCGGCCACUGAGGCAGCUGCAGAUAACUGCCGGACCUGCUGAGAACUCAUGAAAAUUUGUGUUCCCAUGGCAACAGCAGAUGAUGUUUUUCUUAAGAUCACAUGGACUUGCAAGGAUUUCCAAAUGCUGCAAAUUUACAUUCUAUUUCAACAUUGGGAUCGCAACACUCAUGGGUUGAGUCAUUGAAGUCCUCGGUACGGUUACCGUGCAUCCUACUAGACAUCAUGUGAAGAGUUCUGUUAUAGUGGAUUAGGCUUGCUGUGGAUCUAUGUUCAUGCUUGGCUAAUUUUGGAAAUGAAUGAUAUAGUCGGUAUUAAUGAGGGCAGCUAUGUGAAUUACUUACCUCAGUUGUCUCGCCGAAAAACAGGAACAGCGGCAAUCACCGCAAUUGUGAAAAGAUGCACGGUUUCAACUACUAUAUAAUUUUUUUUCUUUUUUCUCCCGGAAAACGGUUUCAGUUGCCCAUAUAAUUUAUUUUAUUUCGGUAUAUAUGUUGAUUACCUAUUAUGAGUUGUUGCUCAUUUUAGUGAA
Punica granatum (pomegranate) is the source of this 2463-nucleotide messenger RNA. Lineage: Eukaryota; Viridiplantae; Streptophyta; Magnoliopsida; Myrtales; Lythraceae. The record is from RefSeq and is a predicted model, not a curated record.